GUUGGCUCAGUCUCGUGUGUGCAGCUCGUCCGGUUGGUUCGGCCAUGUGACGCUCCGGCGCGAUCAACGGGGCCCAAUCUGUGCACUCAUUUAACACACCGAAACAAACUAUCCAUCAUCUGUAUUCGUACCUGUGCGCGAAACCCACACACACACAUACACACACACACCCGUGCCCCCGCAAAAACACACAAGCCGCUGGUUAUGUUGGGGCAUUGGGCGUUGACGCUGGGGCUGCUGCUCGCAUCGCUAUCGGCCACAGCUCUGGCCGUUAGCUGCUACGAAUGCGAUUCCGUCAACGAUUCGAAUUGUGGCGAUAAUUUCCAGCCAGAUGACAUUGCCAAAACAGACUGCGAUUCCAUGGAGCUGCCGGAACAUUUGAGUGCUUUCUAUUUACAAAGACCCGAAACGGCGUGCCUGACCAAAUACUAUAGUGACGCACCUGGUGAAACACUGUUUGUGCGUCGUUCCUGCAUUUUUGGCGAUUUAUCUGUAUGCGACGAGAAGCCGGAUCCGGUGAUGCCGCACCUCAGCUUCCUGGGCUGUGUGUUCUGCCAUAAGGAUUAUUGUAAUCUGAGCUCACGUUGCGUACACGCCCACAAUUUAGUGCUGGCAGCUAUGCUGGCACUAAUAUACAUAUUUAACCUGUAAUUGCGAAUCUCAGAGCAAAUUCUUAAAAUUA
Molecule: messenger RNA, 682 nt
Organism: Drosophila arizonae
Lineage: Eukaryota; Metazoa; Arthropoda; Insecta; Diptera; Drosophilidae
Product: UPAR/Ly6 domain-containing protein bero
Biological process (GO): sleep; regulation of synaptic transmission, cholinergic; positive regulation of voltage-gated potassium channel activity
Source: RefSeq, a predicted model, not a curated record